UAUUUUUAAAAGCAUCUGAUUAUCCUACACAACGUCACUUGCACUAGAAAACAGCAAACUUAUUUAAUGGGUAACUGUCGCUUUUAACUAGAGUAAGAGUAAGAUACUUUGUCAUUGUAUACAAUACAACGAAAUGUCGUGUGGUAAUAUCCUUAUCACUCCUUAUGACGUCUGUCUGAUGUCUCGAUUUUUCUACUGUUGUUUGAAAUCAAAAAAGACAUUCCGCGUUAUAAGAAACUACAUUUAGCCGAAUUAGAUCCCUUGUCCUGUACAGGCUUAAUCACCAGGUGACGCUAUUGGUCCUUCUCUCGAGUGUCACUGUUGCGCAACUUGUGUUUUUACAUCUCCAUUAAUAAAGCUCUGACAUGAUCUAACCAAAUGUAUGAGUGGAGGAAAAGAGCACGUGAUCCACUUGAAACGAUCUAUAUUUGGCCAAUAGCAAAUGAAGAAGGAAAAAACUUUCACCUAUAAAUUCUGGAUUAAUCAUAUUCAGUUCAAGCAAGACACAAAUCAUACGCAUUUACGGCAAGAAAUGUGAAAACAAAACAAAAAAAGAAAACAAAAACUUCCAAUCAGUUUAUUUUUAACGCUUCGUGAGAUGACAUCUUACAUUUCCGAUUGAAGAAAUCGAGUGACGCGACGUCCGCCUUCGCAAAAAACCAAACAACCGCGCCCACGAAAGUCCACGCGAGCGCGCGCACCCUACCCCGUUACAGCCACCGCCGCCGUCGCCGCGUGCGGGAGAUGAGCUCCGGUCCACCUGCUGACCAACAUCACCACCACCACCACCACGACUAUGACCGCGCCUCGGAACCGUCUUACGACGCGCAAAGCCGAAAAGCGGACGACGGGAGACACGACGACGCGUUCGAGGUCGAAAAGAAAGCAAAAAGCGGCGUGGACAAGAAAGUGAAAGCUGCGCAGCUAGCGCACACUCGACCGCAAAUCUACCCGUGGAUGACUAAACUGCACGUGAGCCACGAAUCGGAUGGGAAACGAGCGAGGACGAGUUACACCCGCUACCAAACACUGGAACUGGAGAAAGAGUUUCACUACAACCGAUAUUUAUCCAGACGAAGGAGAAUCGAGAUCGCGAACACGCUGUGUCUGAAUGAGAGGCAGAUCAAAAUCUGGUUUCAGAACCGCAGAAUGAAAUGGAAGAAAGACAAAAAGACACAAAAUGAAACAUCAAUACUAAACUAAAAAAAAAAGUCUUAGAACUAACAAUGUGUUAUGAAUAGGUCUUCGGCUAUAUUACAAUUCAUCAUCAUCAUGAUAAUCACCUGGUCUUUAAUUUUACUACUAUGAUAUUGUACAUUGGGGGGGAAGGUGGAACCCUCAAAGAUACAGAUGCUGUACCUGUAAUAGCCUGUAUAUAUUUAACCUAGAAAUGUGGAUAUAAUGUACACUUUACUCUGAAAUCUAAUUAGGGCCCAUUUAUGGACUUUAAGACUUUGUUAAACGCACAAUAUCCACAUUUCCAGGUGAAAAAUACAAAGACGUACAAAAGGUUCCACUGCAGAGACAAGGAAAGGUACAGGUUAGAACUAUUUCUCUGAGUGUGUAGGCAGUUUUAUAUAAUCCUCUCGAGUCAUGAAGGUGCAGACCGCCAUGUUAAAAUUUUACUGAGCUUCGGAGAUGAGAGGUGCACGUGCACUGCUCCUUAAAUAUUAUUAGCAUUAAUUCAGCACUGCUGCUUCAAAUUAAUUCAUAACCUUUCCAUCCCAGGCCUUAUGGUACUGUAGACAGGGCAGACGUUUUUUUUGUUUUUGGAAUGCUGCCAAAAUGGCCACCUAUAGUGAGGAAUCCUCCUCCAAAAUAAUAAAUAAAGCUCAGGAGGGUCAUGAGAGCGUGAUGAUGUCCACAAUACCGAAUAACAAAUGAUCUGCAACAGCCUACUACUGAUAUUAAAUAAAGCAUGAGUGUCAUUUUUACAAUGUAACAGGUUUGAAUGUAAGAAUGCACCACAGAUGCUGGAGCUAGAGCACUUAAAUAUAGGCCUAAUACUGAGAUAGAUUUGUAUAAACGUGCAAGGAUGUAUUUUUGUCUAUAAUUUAUGAUCUUAUAACGCUUCAGAGCUACUAUGAGACACUAUGUCUACACCGAGGUCAGUGCACAUGAGCACAGAUUUAAGUUUUGUUUAAUCCUUAAUCUUCGUUGAUGUUUUAUUCUUUGCCUAACUUACAAGCUUGGAUAAGAUACUUUUUCUUUUUUCCUUUUUUUCUUCAGUAGAAAAAAUAACUUCAGUAUUUAUUGUGUCACAAACAAAGCAAAUGCUGUAUACUGGAAAUGUUGCACACAUGCUAAACAGUCCUCAUGGCUGUGCAAAUAAUGGAUUCAAUAAAUAAAUGGAUGCAAUAAAUGCCAAUCCUGUACUGAAUAAAAUAUCUUAAAGUCA
Messenger RNA from Ictalurus punctatus (channel catfish), 2398 nucleotides. Its product is annotated as homeobox protein Hox-C5. Lineage: Eukaryota; Metazoa; Chordata; Actinopteri; Siluriformes; Ictaluridae. Gene Ontology annotation, molecular function: RNA polymerase II cis-regulatory region sequence-specific DNA binding; DNA-binding transcription factor activity, RNA polymerase II-specific. The coding region runs from base 745 to 1203 and encodes 152 amino acids. Gene Ontology annotation, cellular component: nucleus. The record is from RefSeq and is a predicted model, not a curated record. Gene Ontology annotation, biological process: anterior/posterior pattern specification; regulation of transcription by RNA polymerase II. The transcript is spliced from 2 exons.